GUCUGGUCACAUGCUGGGAAGGAAGUGGCGGCUUCAUGUCACACAUGCAUACCGACAAAGUGAAUGGCACACGGGCGCAGGAGUGACAGCGAGGCGAGCAGCACCGCCACAGCGCGUUCACGGCAGCCGGCUGAAGCCCACGCUCCACGGGGGGGAAGGAGAAGAAGAAGAGGAAGAAGAAGGAGGGGAAGCGCGUGCGUGGGAGAGGAUGGAGCUGAAACCCACGGGAGGUUAAUAUAGUAUCCCGAGACCGGGACCGUAGCGGGAACUCCACGGGCGGCGGCAGGUUAAAUUUGGCACAGGUGCGAAAAGUUGUGUACAAUGGUGAUAAAUGGGUCCCACCUGAACAGCUCCAGUGACGCCGUGCUGAGCCGCCCGCCGUGGGUCACCACAACUUUGGGCUGCUUCCUCAUCUUCACCAUCGUCGUGGACAUCCUGGGCAACCUGCUGGUCAUCUUCUCCGUGUAUCGGAACAAGAAGCUCAGGAACGCAGGGAACAUCUUUGUGGUGAGCCUGGCGGUGGCAGACCUCGUGGUGGCCAUCUACCCGUACCCUCUGGUCCUCACUUCCAUCUUCCACAAUGGCUGGAACCUGGGUAACGUCCACUGCCAGAUCAGCGGCUUCCUCAUGGGCGUCAGCGUCAUCGGCUCCAUCUUCAACAUCACCGGCAUCGCCAUCAACCGAUACUGUUACAUCUGCCACAGCCUCAAAUACGAUAAACUGUACAGCGACAAAAACUCUGUGUGCUAUGUGAUGCUGAUCUGGGCGCUGACUGUCGUGGCCAUCGUGCCCAACCUGUUUGUGGGUUCGCUUCAGUACGACCCACGAGUGUACUCCUGCACCUUCGAGCAGUCGGCCAGCUCAGCGUACACUAUCGCAGUGGUUUUCUUUCACUUCAUUUUGCCCAUCAUGAUUGUCACCUACUGCUACCUGCGCAUCUGGAUAUUGGUCAUCCAGGUGAGGAGGCGGGUCAAGCCAGACAAUCGGCCCAAGCUGACGCCGCACGACGUCCGAAACUUUAUCACCAUGUUCGUGGUGUUCGUGCUCUUCGCCGUUUGCUGGGCGCCGCUCAACUUCAUCGGCCUGGCUGUAGCGAUCAGACCAGAGGUGGUGGUUCCCCUCAUCCCCGAGUGGCUAUUUGUGGCCAGCUACUUCAUGGCCUACUUCAACAGCUGCCUUAAUGCCAUCGUGUACGGUGUGCUGAACCAGAACUUUCGGCGCGAGUACAAGCGUAUUGUAGUGUCGGUGUGUACAGCUCGCAUCUUUUUCCAGGACAGCUCUAACGACGCCGGGGAGAGGCUGAAGAGUAAACCAUCGCCGCUCAUGACCAACAAUAACCAGGUGAAGGUGGACUCUGUCUGAACCACGACCCAGAGACACAGAUGAAUAUGCUGUUACUGAGAGUUUAAAAAAACAAAACAAAAAAGCUGAGUAAGAAAAAUACCAAAUAUAAAUCUAAAGCAGCUUCUGUCCUUUGAGCUGUCCGGACUGUCAUAUGGUGCUAUCUGACCUCUGAACAAUCACAGUAAAAACAGAGGUGCAUAUAAUCCUUGUCUUUUAUCAAGCACUUUUGUUUGCCUCUGCAGUACCUGUAGUACAGUAAAUAUAUGGUCUGUUUUGUUUUCAUGUUUACAGUGAUGAUAUAAAUGUAUCAUGCAUUAUAUAAGUAUUUAUUUUGUAUGAAAUGUCAUGUAGAUAUAUAAUAAGGUAUAUCAUCAGGUUACAGUUAAAUGAAGCAAAAUUUUAUGAGGCCAACAAAAAAAAAUUAUACAAAACUUGGUUGAAAAUAUAACUGCAAGUUUCUAAGUGAAGUUAACCAAUUUUAAUAAUCUCAUUUGUGACACUGUAACACUAAUUGAGUGCAAACAAUGUGGGUUGCUGCUGUCUUAUUAUACCCUACAGUACUGUCCCUUACAUUAGGUGGAAUAUAUAUUUUAGUAAGAAAGAUCUCUCUAUCUUUCUCUCUUGCUCUCUCUGUCUUUCUAUCUAUCUACCACCUUGUGAGCUCAUUAUACUGUAUGCAUGGAUAUCAGGAAUUGUUCAUAUGCAAAAUAAAAUCUGAUAUUGAUGGAGGA
Amphiprion ocellaris (clown anemonefish) is the source of this 2075-nucleotide messenger RNA. It is a transcript of the gene mtnr1aa, whose product is annotated as melatonin receptor 1A a. Gene Ontology annotation, cellular component: membrane. Gene Ontology annotation, molecular function: melatonin receptor activity. NCBI's taxonomy places the organism in Eukaryota, Metazoa, Chordata, Actinopteri, Pomacentridae. Bases 322 to 1362 code for a protein of 346 amino acids. The transcript is spliced from 2 exons. The record is from RefSeq and is a predicted model, not a curated record. Gene Ontology annotation, biological process: G protein-coupled receptor signaling pathway.